Messenger RNA from Rhodofomes roseus, 480 nucleotides. RefSeq lists its product as uncharacterized. NCBI's taxonomy places the organism in Eukaryota, Fungi, Basidiomycota, Agaricomycetes, Polyporales, Fomitopsidaceae. Gene Ontology annotation, biological process: proton motive force-driven ATP synthesis. The record is from RefSeq and is a predicted model, not a curated record. The transcript is spliced from 2 exons. Gene Ontology annotation, molecular function: proton transmembrane transporter activity. Bases 90 to 335 code for a protein of 81 amino acids.
CUUCCCUCACAUCGUCUCGUGCGUUUGUCUCGCAUUUCAUCCCACAUUCUGCGCAGCUCUCACUGUUCCUCGCUUAGACUACACUCGCCAUGAGCUUCCUGGGUCUCCGCAAGUGGCCGACUCCUGUCGCCAAGCCUUUGUGGCCUUUCGCUAUCGCUGGCGCAAUCACUUUCGCCCUCGUUGCAAAGGCGCAGGACAUGGGUGUCAAGUGUGCGUUUGCCUUGUGUAUGCCGUGCCACGUAUCGCUCACUGCGCAUAAUCCUCCAGCCGAGACCUGGCGCAAUGACCCGCGCAACCCGUACGCUGCGCAAAUCGCAAAGGAGUCUCACCAUUAGGACGUAUCCCGCGGAGCUGUUGUAGACCAAAUGUUAAUCCGACGCACGUGCGCGCAUCUUACCUCCUUGUUUGAACCGUCUAAGUACCUCGGACUGGAAACAACGCCCUACCCGCGACAUCGGAAACCCGACGUUCAUCCGCCUU